AUGAUUCUGCUCAAGAUGAAGGAGACUGCCGAGGCUUACCUGGGGGCCAAGUGUAACGAUGCUGUUGUGACUGUUCCAGCCUACUUCAAUGACUCCCAGCGCCAGGCCACCAAGGAUGCAGGGACGAUCUCCGGCAUGAACGUUCUUCGAAUUAUCAACGAGCCCACCGCGGCGGCGAUCGCGUACGGCCUGGACAAGAAGGGCAGCGGCGAGAAGAACAUCCUCAUCUACGACAUGGGCGGGGGCACCUUCGACGUCUCUCUGCUGACAAUCGAGGACGGCAUCUUCGAGGUGAAGGCCACCGCUGGGGACACACAUCUGGGGGGCGAGGACUUCGACAACCGCAUCGUGGACUUCUGCAUGCAAGACUUCAAGCGCAAGAAUAGAGGCAAGGACCUCGCGGGCAACCAGCGCGCCAUUCGUCGCCUGCGGACACAGUGCGAGCGCGCCAAGAGGACCCUUUCCUCUUCCACGCAGGCCACGAUCGAGAUUGACUCGCUCUUCGAUGGUAUCGACUUCUCCUGCUCGCUGUCGCGCGCCCGGUUUGAGGAGCUGAACAUGGACUAUUUCCGCAAUUCUAUGGGCCCCGUCGAGAAGUGCCUGCGCGACAGCGGCAUCGACAAGCGGAACGUGCACGAGGUCGUUUUGGUUGGUGGAUCUACGCGCAUUCCGAAGGUGCAGGCCAUGAUCCAGGAGUUCUUCAACGGCAAGGAGCCUAACAAGUCUAUCAACCCGGACGAGGCCGUGGCCUUUGGCGCCGCGGUGCAGGCGGCCAUCCUCACCGGCGAGGGGUCCUCGCAGGUCCAGGAUCUGCUGCUGCUCGACGUGACGCCCCUGUCGAUGGGCCUGGAGACUGCUGGCGGAGUGAUGACCAAGCUGAUCGAGCGGAACACCACGAUUCCUACCAAGAAGGGGCAGACCUUCACCACCUAUGCCGACAACCAGCCAGGAGUGCUGAUCCAGGUGUUCGAGGGGGAGCGCGCAAUGACCAAGGACAACAAUCUGUUGGGGAAGUUCCACCUCGACGGCAUCCCGCCUGCCCCGCGGGGCGUGCCGCAGAUCGAGGUGACGUUCGACAUCGACGCGAACGGCAUCCUCAACGUGUCCGCACAGGACAAGUCCACGGGUAAGUCCAACCAGAUCACCAUCACCAACGAGAAGGGGCGGCUGUCCCAGGCGGAGAUCGACCGGAUGGUGCAGGAGGCGGAGAAGUAUCGCGCCGAGGACGAGAGCAAUAAGGCAAAGAUCGAGGCGAAGAACGGCCUGGAGAACUACUGCUUCACCAUGCGGAACACCCUGCAGGAGGAGAAGCUCAAAGAGAAGUUCGAGGAUGGAGACAAGGAGAAGAUCGAGAAGGCGGUGCAGGAUGCCCUUGACUGGCUGGACAAGAACCAGCUGGCCGAGAAGGAUGAGUUUGAGGCCAAGCAGAAGGAGCUGGAGGGCAUCGUCAACCCCAUCAUGAUGAAGGUGUACCAGGCCGCCGGCGGUGGUGGAAUGCCGGAGGGCGGCAUGCCGGGCGGCGGGGCUGCCCCCGGCGGCGGCGCGGGGCCCACUGUGGAGGAGGUGCACCUCGUUGGCGAUAUUGUGUGCAGCUUCAGCCCGCAGCUUCUCGCUUUGCCUGAUCCAGUGGCUUACCUGGGGGCCAAGUGUAACGAUGCUGUUGUGACUGUUCCAGCCUACUUCAAUGACUCCCAGCGCCAGGCCACCAAGGAUGCAGGGACGAUCUCCGGCAUGAACGUUCUUCGAAUUAUCAACGAGCCCACCGCGGCGGCGAUCGCGUACGGCCUGGACAAGAAGGGCAGCGGCGAGAAGAACAUCCUCAUCUACGACAUGGGUGGGGGCACCUUCGACGUCUCUCUGCUGACAAUCGAGGACGGCAUCUUCGAGGUGAAGGCCACCGCUGGGGACACACAUCUGGGGGGCGAGGACUUCGACAACCGCAUCGUGGACUUCUGCAUGCAAGACUUCAAGCGCAAGAAUAGAGGCAAGGACCUCGCGGGCAACCAGCGCGCCAUUCGUCGCCUGCGGACACAGUGCGAGCGCGCCAAGAGGACCCUUUCCUCUUCCACGCAGGCCACGAUCGAGAUUGACUCGCUCUUCGAUGGUAUCGACUUCUCCUGCUCGCUGUCGCGCGCCCGGUUUGAGGAGCUGAACAUGGACUAUUUCCGCAAUUCUAUGGGCCCCGUCGAGAAGUGCCUGCGCGACAGCGGCAUCGACAAGCGGAACGUGCACGAGGUCGUUUUGGUUGGUGGAUCUACGCGCAUUCCGAAGGUGCAGGCCAUGAUCCAGGAGUUCUUCAACGGCAAGGAGCCUAACAAGUCUAUCAACCCGGACGAGGCCGUGGCCUUUGGCGCCGCGGUGCAGGCGGCCAUCCUCACCGGCGAGGGGUCCUCGCAGGUCCAGGAUCUGCUGCUGCUCGACGUGACGCCCCUGUCGAUGGGCCUGGAGACUGCUGGCGGAGUGAUGACCAAGCUGAUCGAGCGGAACACCACGAUUCCUACCAAGAAGGGGCAGACCUUCACCACCUAUGCCGACAACCAGCCGGGAGUGCUUAUCCAGGUGUUCGAGGGGGAGCGCGCAAUGACCAAGGACAACAAUCUGUUGGGGAAGUUCCACCUCGACGGCAUCCCGCCUGCCCCGCGGGGCGUGCCGCAGAUCGAGGUGACGUUCGACAUCGACGCGAACGGCAUCCUCAACGUGUCCGCACAGGACAAGUCCACGGGUAAGUCCAACCAGAUCACCAUCACCAACGAGAAGGGGCGCCUGUCCCAGGCGGAGAUCGACCGGAUGGUGCAGGAGGCGGAGAAGUAUCGCGCCGAGGACGAGAGCAAUAAGGCAAAGAUCGAGGCGAAGAACGGCCUGGAGAACUAUUGCUUCACCAUGCGGAACACCCUGCAGGAGGAGAAGCUCAAAGAGAAGUUCGAGGAUGGAGACAAGGAGAAGAUCGAGAAGGCGGUGCAGGAUGCCCUUGACUGGCUGGACAAGAACCAGCUGGCCGAGAAGGAUGAGUUUGAGGCCAAGCAGAAGGAGCUGGAGGGCAUCGUCAACCCCAUCAUGAUGAAGGUGUACCAGGCUGCCGGCGGUGGUGGAAUGCCGGUGCACCUCGUUGGCGAUAUCGUGUGCAGCUUCAGCCCGCAGCUUCUCGCUUUGCCUGAUCCAGUGGUGGUCGGUGUCCAGCGUGUGCUUGCAUUCCCAGACGCCUACUUCAAUGACUCCAGCGCCAGGCCACCAAGGAUGCAGGACGAUCUCCGGCAUGAACGUUCUUCGAAUUAUCAACGAGCCCACCGCGGCGCGAUCGCGUACGGCCUGGACAAGAAGGGCAGCGGCGAGAAGAACAUCCUCAUCUACGACAUGGGCGGGGGCACCUUCGACGUCUCUCUGCUGACAAUCGAGGACGGCAUCUUCGAGGUGAAGGCCACCGCUGGGGACACACAUCUGGGGGGCGAGGACUUCGACAACCGCAUCGUGGACUUCUGCAUGCAAGACUUCAAGCGCAAGAAUAGAGGCAAGGACCUCGCGGGCAACCAGCGCGCCAUUCGUCGCCUGCGGACACAGUGCGAGCGCGCCAAGAGGACCCUUUCCUCUUCCACGCAGGCCACGAUCGAGAUUGACUCGCUCUUCGAUGGUAUCGACUUCUCCUGCUCGCUGUCGCGCGCCCGGUUUGAGGAGCUGAACAUGGACUAUUUCCGCAAUUCUAUGGGCCCCGUCGAGAAGUGCCUGCGCGACAGCGGCAUCGACAAGCGGAACGUGCACGAGGUCGUUUUGGUUGGUGGAUCUACGCGCAUUCCGAAGGUGCAGGCCAUGAUCCAGGAGUUCUUCAACGGCAAGGAGCCUAACAAGUCUAUCAACCCGGACGAGGCCGUGGCCUUUGGCGCCGCGGUGCAGGCGGCCAUCCUCACCGGCGAGGGGUCCUCGCAGGUCCAGGAUCUGCUGCUGCUCGACGUGACGCCCCUGUCGAUGGGCCUGGAGACUGCUGGCGGAGUGAUGACCAAGCUGAUCGAGCGGAACACCACGAUUCCUACCAAGAAGGGGCAGACCUUCACCACCUAUGCCGACAACCAGCCGGGAGUGCUUAUCCAGGUGUUCGAGGGGGAGCGCGCAAUGACCAAGGACAACAAUCUGUUGGGGAAGUUCCACCUCGACGGCAUCCCGCCUGCCCCGCGGGGCGUGCCGCAGAUCGAGGUGACGUUCGACAUCGACGCGAACGGCAUCCUCAACGUGUCCGCACAGGACAAGUCCACGGGUAAGUCCAACCAGAUCACCAUCACCAACGAGAAGGGGCGCCUGUCCCAGGCGGAGAUCGACCGGAUGGUGCAGGAGGCGGAGAAGUAUCGCGCCGAGGACGAGAGCAAUAAGGCAAAGAUCGAGGCGAAGAACGGCCUCGAGAACUACUGCUUCACCAUGCGGAACACCCUGCAGGAGGAGAAGCUCAAAGAGAAGUUCGAGGAUGGAGACAAGGAGAAGAUCGAGAAGGCGGUGCAGGAUGCCCUUGACUGGCUGGACAAGAACCAGCUGGCCGAGAAGGAUGAGUUUGAGGCCAAGCAGAAGGAGCUGGAGGGCAUCGUCAACCCCAUCAUGAUGAAGGUGUACCAGGCCGCCGGCGGUGGUGGAAUGCCGGAGGGCGGCAUGCCGGGCGGCGGGGCUGCCCCCGGCGGCGGCGCGGGGCCCACUGUGGAGGAGGUGCACCUCGUUGGCGAUAUCGUGUGCAGCUUCAGCCCGCAGCUUCUCGCUUUGCCUGAUCCAGUGGCUUACCUGGGGGCCAAGUGUAACGAUGCUGUUGUGACUGUUCCAGCCUACUUCAAUGACUCCCAGCGCCAGGCCACCAAGGAUGCAGGGACGAUCUCCGGCAUGAACGUUCUUCGAAUUAUCAACGAGCCCACCGCGGCGGCGAUCGCGUACGGCCUGGACAAGAAGGGCAGCGGCGAGAAGAACAUCCUCAUCUACGACAUGGGCGGGGGCACCUUCGACGUCUCUCUGCUGACAAUCGAGGACGGCAUCUUCGAGGUGAAGGCCACCGCUGGGGACACACAUCUGGGGGGCGAGGACUUCGACAACCGCAUCGUGGACUUCUGCAUGCAAGACUUCAAGCGCAAGAAUAGAGGCAAGGACCUCGCGGGCAACCAGCGCGCCAUUCGUCGCCUGCGGACACAGUGCGAGCGCGCCAAGAGGACCCUUUCCUCUUCCACGCAGGCCACGAUCGAGAUUGACUCGCUCUUCGAUGGUAUCGACUUCUCCUGCUCGCUGUCGCGCGCCCGGUUUGAGGAGCUGAACAUGGACUAUUUCCGCAAUUCUAUGGGCCCCGUCGAGAAGUGCCUGCGCGACAGCGGCAUCGACAAGCGGAACGUGCACGAGGUCGUUUUGGUUGGUGGAUCUACGCGCAUUCCGAAGGUGCAGGCCAUGAUCCAGGAGUUCUUCAACGGCAAGGAGCCUAACAAGUCUAUCAACCCGGACGAGGCCGUGGCCUUUGGCGCCGCGGUGCAGGCGGCCAUCCUCACCGGCGAGGGGUCCUCGCAGGUCCAGGAUCUGCUGCUGCUCGACGUGACGCCCCUGUCGAUGGGCCUGGAGACUGCUGGCGGAGUGAUGACCAAGCUGAUCGAGCGGAACACCACGAUUCCUACCAAGAAGGGGCAGACCUUCACCACCUAUGCCGACAACCAGCCGGGAGUGCUUAUCCAGGUGUUCGAGGGGGAGCGCGCAAUGACCAAGGACAACAAUCUGUUGGGGAAGUUCCACCUCGACGGCAUCCCGCCUGCCCCGCGGGGCGUGCCGCAGAUCGAGGUGACGUUCGACAUCGACGCGAACGGCAUCCUCAACGUGUCCGCACAGGACAAGUCCACGGGUAAGUCCAACCAGAUCACCAUCACCAACGAGAAGGGGCGCCUGUCCCAGGCGGAGAUCGACCGGAUGGUGCAGGAGGCGGAGAAGUAUCGCGCCGAGGACGAGAGCAAUAAGGCAAAGAUCGAGGCGAAGAACGGCCUGGAGAACUACUGCUUCACCAUGCGGAACACCCUGCAGGAGGAGAAGCUCAAAGAGAAGUUCGAGGAUGGAGACAAGGAGAAGAUCGAGAAGGCGGUGCAGGAUGCCCUUGACUGGCUGGACAAGAACCAGCUGGCCGAGAAGGAUGAGUUUGAGGCCAAGCAGAAGGAGCUGGAGGGCAUCGUCAACCCCAUCAUGAUGAAGGUGUACCAGGCCGCCGGCGGUGGUGGAAUGCCGGAGGGCGGCAUGCCGGGCGGCGGGGCUGCCCCCGGCGGCGGCGCGGGGCCCACUGUGGAGGAGGUGCACCUCGUUGGCGAUAUCGUGUGCAGCUUCAGCCCGCAGCUUCUCGCUUUGCCUGAUCCAGUGGCUUACCUGGGGGCCAAGUGUAACGAUGCUGUUGUGACUGUUCCAGCCUACUUCAAUGACUCCCAGCGCCAGGCCACCAAGGAUGCAGGGACGAUCUCCGGCAUGAACGUUCUUCGAAUUAUCAACGAGCCCACCGCGGCGGCGAUCGCUUACGGCCUGGACAAGAAGGGCAGCGGCGAGAAGAACAUCCUCAUCUACGACAUGGGCGGGGGCACCUUCGACGUCUCUCUGCUGACAAUCGAGGACGGCAUCUUCGAGGUGAAGGCCACCGCUGGGGACACACAUCUGGGGGGCGAGGACUUCGACAACCGCAUCGUGGACUUCUGCAUGCAAGACUUCAAGCGCAAGAAUAGAGGCAAGGACCUCGCGGGCAACCAGCGCGCCAUUCGUCGCCUGCGGACACAGUGCGAGCGCGCCAAGAGGACCCUUUCCUCUUCCACGCAGGCCACGAUCGAGAUUGACUCGCUCUUCGAUGGUAUCGACUUCUCCUGCUCGCUGUCGCGCGCCCGGUUUGAGGAGCUGAACAUGGACUAUUUCCGCAAUUCUAUGGGCCCCGUCGAGAAGUGCCUGCGCGACAGCGGCAUCGACAAGCGGAACGUGCACGAGGUCGUUUUGGUUGGUGGAUCUACGCGCAUUCCGAAGGUGCAGGCCAUGAUCCAGGAGUUCUUCAACGGCAAGGAGCCUAACAAGUCUAUCAACCCGGACGAGGCCGUGGCCUUUGGCGCCGCGGUGCAGGCGGCCAUCCUCACCGGCGAGGGGUCCUCGCAGGUCCAGGAUCUGCUGCUGCUCGACGUGACGCCCCUGUCGAUGGGCCUGGAGACUGCUGGCGGAGUGAUGACCAAGCUGAUCGAGCGGAACACCACGAUUCCUACCAAGAAGGGGCAGACCUUCACCACCUAUGCGAACGGCAUCCUCAACGUGUCCGCACAGGACAAGUCCACGGGUAAGUCCAACCAGAUCACCAUCACCAACGAGAAGGGGCGGUCCCAGGCGGAGAUCGACCGGAUGGUGCAGGAGGCGGAGAAGUAUCGCGCCGAGGACGAGAGCAAUAAGGCAAAGAUCGAGGCGAAGAACGGCCUGGAGAACUACUGCUUCACCAUGCGGAACACCCUGCAGGAGGAGAAGCUCAAAGAGAAGUUCGAGGAUGGAGACAAGGAGAAGAUCGAGAAGGCGGUGCAGGAUGCCCUUGACUGGCUGGACAAGAACCAGCUGGCCGAGAAGGAUGAGUUUGAGGCCAAGCAGAAGGAGCUGGAGGGCAUCGUCAACCCCAUCAUGAUGAAGGUGUACCAGGCCGCCGGCGGUGGUGGAAUGCCGGAGGGCGGCAUGCCGGGCGGCGGGGCUGCCCCCGGCGGCGGCGCGGGGCCCACUGUGGAGGAGGUGGACUAAGCCCGGGGCGUUGACCGCCGCCGAAGCUUGUAAUUCGGAAUGCCCACACGGUUCUCCGAGCAGCCUGGCAGGCUGGGGUGCGCCAUGCACCUUCUUGGCCCUGCCCGGUGAGUUCGGCUGAAGAGACGAGCUGCUUUUACCUUGCCUCGGUCACAGAUGUUGGCCGGUCCCCAGCUGCCAGUCGGCCUCCCGACUGGCCAUCGGGGUUUUGCGCGUGCGCGCGGAGCCGCAGGCCACAGACUCAUAGACUGCGCUGCAGCAGGAGUGCUGCCAAGGCGAGCAAAACAUC
Messenger RNA from Prorocentrum cordatum, 8017 nucleotides. NCBI's taxonomy places the organism in Eukaryota, Dinophyceae, Prorocentrales, Prorocentraceae. The record is from the annotation of a GenBank genome assembly.